Messenger RNA from Sander lucioperca (pikeperch), 2542 nucleotides. It is a transcript of the gene pik3r6b, whose product is annotated as phosphoinositide-3-kinase, regulatory subunit 6b. The record is from RefSeq and is a predicted model, not a curated record. Gene Ontology annotation, molecular function: 1-phosphatidylinositol-3-kinase regulator activity. The transcript has 19 exons. Gene Ontology annotation, cellular component: phosphatidylinositol 3-kinase complex, class IB. NCBI's taxonomy places the organism in Eukaryota, Metazoa, Chordata, Actinopteri, Perciformes, Percidae. Bases 166 to 2325 code for a protein of 719 amino acids. Gene Ontology annotation, biological process: positive regulation of MAP kinase activity; G protein-coupled receptor signaling pathway.
CAUUAUUAUUGUAUUUCAUUUCCCUUAAAAGUAGCAGCAGUGGAGGACAUUUAUGAAGGGACAGAUGCAAUCCUGUCAUGGCGUGACUAUGGCAGAUUUUCUUUCAGCUUUCCUGGUUUGCUCUGGUUGGGAGCUUGUGUUCUGAGAGUCUGAAAAGCAGAAGAGAUGGUUGAUUCUGUUGCCGAUGUGGAUCUCUCGACGGUGGAGUUCAGCCUGCACAACAACGUCAAGGCUCUUCUCAAAGACAUGAGCAGCCGAAGAAAUUCACAGAAUGGAGUGCUUCGAUGGAGUCUUCAGAAGAAGCUGGAGGCCCAUCCAUCCUGCAGCGCUUCACUGAUCCAGAUUCUGGUCAAAGAGCUGGACCAGAAGCGGAAGAGGGCUAGCAAGAAUCAUACAAAAAGAUCCUACACGCAUAUCAUCCCAGUGCUGCACACUCUCUACUAUGCAGUUAUUCAGUCAGGUGUCAUGAUUCCUACUAGUGUUUACCAGACGGUGUACGAGUGUUUGAUGAAGCUGCUGAUAUUACCACGUCCUUACUCUGCUGUGGCCCUGAGCACUCUGAGGAGCAUCAAGAUGGAAAUGACCACACCAGGCUCUUUAUAUCAGAGGACAGUCACUGCGGAGCAAAACUUGCAGAAAGAGCCUUUCACCUUGAAGGAAAAGGUGUUUGUGCUUGCUGACCCUGCUGUGUUUUCUGCUCCACUGGAAGCAGCAGUAAGAGCACACUUGGAGGCGUCCAGCAGCUUUACCAGGGACACAUCAACCGUGGAGAAAAAUGUGGUGCUACGUGUGCUGAAGAUGGGCCUGGGGACGACCUGCAAUAGCUCCAGACUGGCUCAGGCUCUGGAGGCUCAGGAACAUAUGGUAGAGAAAUAUUUCCAGGAAGUGGUUCUAGCCGUGGAGAAGAGUUUGAAGCAUGGUGCAAGUGGUCGUGCAAACUAUCUGAACAAACUACAACACAUAUACAGAGACAUCGUGACUGUCUCUAAAGAAGGAACCAAGCUAGAUCACGGUUCUGCGUGCAGCACUUCAAUGCCCUUUCCAGAGAUCAACUUCCUCUUGUGGAAAGACAAAGAGGAUCUAUGGACUCUGCUGGCAAACUUCAUCAUGAGUUCCUGUAACUCAGCUAGUGUUGAUGACGAAGAGAAGGACAAAAGAGAUUCAGUUCGCUCUGACGACAGUGGGAUCCAGAGAGAUCUGAAGGACAGUGACUUUGAUGACACAGUGAAGUCUCCAGUCACAAACCCUGUGCCGGCAUUCACACGGAGAAAUGCUUUUAAGGCGUCCAUGAAGCCAUCAGAUCAAAUAAGCCUACUGAAGGAGAAGAUAAACAAAGUUCAUGGAAGCUCUACCGUCAUUAAAGAAGACACAAGGCAUCACACAGCACGGGUCGUGGUACUGGGAGACGAUCGUGCGAUGGGAAGACUUGCCAGGGCGUAUUACUCGAUUCGAGAAAGAGAGUCAAAACAUCUUAUUUUGACCAAGAAACUGAACCUACGAUUGUACUACAUCCCAGUCACUGAUGUGCAGCCUUCGCUCAGUUCAGCUGAUACCCCAUGUCAGGAUGAAGGCAGACUGGCUCUCGCCUCCUUAUUGGGAAGAGUGGAUCCAUGGUACAACAGCAACAUCAACAGUCUGGGACCUGCAAUCUCCCAACUGGCUGAAACGCAAUCGAAUCACAGCGAGCCAGCGGAGCAAAGUCUCUUCCUGCUGGACAGCCUGUGUUACUACCUUCGCUGUGGGACGCAGCUAGUUAACCUGCCGCUCUAUUCAGUUAAGAUGACCCGCUCCAGCUGUGAUGUGGUGGAGGAGGUGUUUGUGUCCCAUCUGGAGGCCGACAUCCCAGAGUUCAGACACCUUAAAGAAAGGUUCUUAAAGGAGCGGUCAGCACGCCGAAGGAAGUCAACAGUGGUCUUUGGGGAGAUCAUCUCAGUCAGUUACACAAAGAUGUCUUUAAGCAAACGAGAAGUUGUAAAGGGAAAGGCGCCCAUGACGUGUGGCGUGGUGAUUACAUCAGAGCCGGCUGCUGUAACAUCAGGCGAGGAUCAUCUUACUGUCAGGUUUGACAGUGUGAACCCAGUACACAACACAGUGAUCCAAACCCAGAACAUCAGCUUCAGGACGAUGGAGCAUCGAACUUUCUCCGUGUGUGUGGACAGGGACUCCCGCAGGACAUACAACGACGUUCAAAGGGUAGAAAUCUCUCCGUGCCUGAACCCAGGAUGCAGCGUCUGGUCCAGUGUGAGCCAGGAGCGAGAGCAGCUGUUCAGCAAGUAUGUGGACAAAGUCCUGUCGCUGCCGAUCAACACCUUCACCGGUGUGUGAGCCGUCCACUGCUGUACAUAAUGCUCUACCGACACCAGAUUGAGUGUUACAUAGUGUUAGACAAUUUAGUUACAAGCAGUAUAUAAGUAUUUGAUGAAUAGUUUAUAACACACUAUAGUGUAUUUGUAAGCAGAUAUAAGUGUUUAUUAUGCAUUUGUCCUGCAACGCAUUCUCAUGAACAGGUUCGUAUGAUAUCGUACGAAAACUUAUGCACAAC